Phlebotomus papatasi is the source of this 3971-nucleotide messenger RNA. RefSeq names its product L-dopachrome tautomerase yellow-f-like. Lineage: Eukaryota; Metazoa; Arthropoda; Insecta; Diptera; Psychodidae. Bases 1 to 1482 code for a protein of 493 amino acids. Gene Ontology annotation, cellular component: extracellular region. The record is from RefSeq and is a predicted model, not a curated record. The transcript has 2 exons.
AUGGACCAGAAGACGAAACAGUUCUCGUCUGAAUUUAAGAUGAAAUUGUGGUUCUUAGGAGUGUUUGCAAUUUUUGGGCAUUUCGACAGAGUCGUUAUUGCCAAAAAGAAUCAAGUUGAAUCAGUGUACUAUUGGAAAAAAGUGAUCUUUGAUGAUUUACCUUUCGAUGAUGAUACAUACAUUGGAAAGUACCCUUAUCAUAUACCUCACAAUAACGAUAUCAUUGGAUUGGAGCAUCAUGCUCAAAGUGGAUUAAUGUUUGCAGCAAUUGUGCGCCUUAGACCAGGAAUACCUUCGACAUUGAAUGCCUUCUGUGUAUCGGACUAUCCUCAGGGAAGUAGUCCACAUCUCUGGGGCUUCCCCAACUAUGAUCAGAAUACUAUAAAGGCGUCUUUUUAUGGUGAAGCUGAUGAUGAUAGUCGUCGUACUGGUGUUAAGGAGACAAAGUACUCCGCUGGAUACUACAAUCACUUUUUCAGGAGCUUCCGUCGCGGAUCGCAUCAUAGUGAUUACAGAAAACCAGUUUUUCAAUAUUACAAUCCCAAGGAAGAUUUCAGCAUUGUGUCAGCUCAUCAUUCUGCAGUAGACAAUCAAUGCAAUAGAUUAUUCACUUUAGAUUCUGGCGCCCUUCGUUACUCCGAAGAUGAAUUUUAUAGAGUACAAAAUCCUGCCCUGAUUGUAUUCCAUCUUCCAUCUAAUGGAUGCACAACGCGCCAAUUCCCAGUGGUUAGAAGAGUAGAAAUUCCUGAAUAUCUCUGGUCAAAUUCUAUUGGUUACAACGUUAUGACAGUUGACCAUCAACCUAAGGGAUCCUGUGAUGAUAUUUUCGUGUACUUCUGUAAUGCCUUUGAUAAUCGCGUCCUUGUCUACGACUUCAAAAAGGAUAAUUUCUGGAAUAUUGAACAUUCCCUAUCCAUGACGCCCGUCAUGUCGGAAUCUUACAUGAUUUUCCGCGGUGACUACAAGUAUCAACUACCCUUGGGUAUCACAAGUAUAGGACUAGGAUGGCCAGAUAAGCAGGGUAAUCGCCUUGCUUACUACUCAUCGGGAUCUAGUCUAGCACAAUACGUGGUCUCUACGAAAUAUUUCAAGAAUCCUAAGAAAUAUUCCUACAAGUACAACUCAGAAGAGCCCUCUCUUUUGGGAUAUCGUGGUUGUGGAUCUCAAGCUUAUCGUCAAUUUUUCGAUCAUCUGACUGGUGUGGUCUUCUUUGCAGAAAUGCAAUCUCACAGGCUUAGUUGCUGGAAUCCUCAAAAACCUCUAAAUCCUGAUACAGUAGGGGUGAUUUAUGAAUCGAAAGAAUUGGAUUUCAUUUCGGGUCUUUUUGUUGAUUCAAAUGGAUAUCUUUGGUUUCAUUCAAGUCAAGUUCCUAUUGACUAUCUUACAAAUAUACCGUUGGAUUUGUCGGAGGUUAAUUCCCAAGUAUUCCGAAUUGAUGUAUACGAAGCUAUUAAGGGAACGGUCUGUGAGCCUUAUUAUUAAUUAUUUAUCAACGGUUUCAAAAUUAUGCACAACGUUUUGAACAUAGUUUAACUAUACUCUGUAAAAUUUAACACAGUGUUACUGCUUUUAUUAUUAUUUUUUUUAUUAUAUAGUUUAUACUUCGUAUAGAAUGACUAAAGUUAUGAUAAAUGAUAAAACCUAGCGGUAGUUUUACGAACUUGCGAUGUUAUAAGGGGAAGUGGCAUUUCACGAGAGCUUUCCAAAAAGCCCUCGCUUUUUAAAUUCUGAUAAUUAGAACCGGAGUUAUGGCCAUUUUAAGAAUUUUUUUUGGACCCUUAUAGCUCGGGUCAGGGGGGUCGGGAGACCUUAAGUUUGGUAUUGAUCGAAAGCCCUAAGGCCCAGCUAUAACAAACUAAAAUUUGAGCCCGAUCGAUGCCAUAGGGGCGGAGCCAUUAAGAAAACAAAAAAAGGGGGUAUUCAAAAUGGUGGAAGGAGGGGUGGGGGGUCAAUGCACUAAGUUGCAAUUUUCAUGCGAUAUAUAACCUUUGCCGAAAACCGCAAGUCGAUAUCUCUUUUAGUUUAGGAGCUAUUAAGCUCCAAAGAGCGGCCGGACGGACGGACGGAUAUGUGGUUUCGAUUGGCAGCGUGAAGUGAUUUAAAAUAAAAAUAAAAUAGUCAAAAAAAUAAGAAGAAGCUUAUUUCAAUAUCUUUAUUUAUGAUUACUAUUUAUUGGUUUUAUAAUUUUACUUAUUUAUAUAAAAAUAUCCAAACUGUAAAAGACCAACGUUUCAAUUUACAAAUAUUUCUAAGCUUCAUUCGAUGCACAGUAAGAAUAAUGAUUAAAAUGAUAAAUCUUUAAUUUGCUUUUUUACCACGAUUAUUGUUGCAAAUUUACACAAAUUAUAUACUUCAGAAAAACGUGUAAUCUAAAAGUGUGUAAUGAUAAUAUUGCGUAAUGUGAAAUAAAUAACGCAAGCCUGAGCGGUGAAUCUUGGUUCAUGUCUCCUCACGAAUCCGGGUAAGUCUCGGUAUCCCAGAAAUUUUUCAGAAAACUGGAAAAUUUUCGACAACUUUCGCAAUCUUCGAAAUAUUGCAGAACUAACUGUCAGACACCCUUGUACGGGCUUAAAACCUAAGGGCUUAGCCACAUGGCUUAAGUUUUUUAAUUUCUUAACAGUCAAGAUUUUUUGAAUGAAAAUAGAAUUGGAUUAAGUAUUAAGAGCAAAUUGAUCUAUUGGAUUCUGCAAUCAAAUAAAAUGGAUUGCUAUUUAGAAUUUUGAAUCUUUCGGGAAUUGGGAUAGGGGAAAGUACUCUACCUUCGAACGUUCAUGCCUUCGAAUAAUGUGAAUGGCUCCUUUUUUUCUAAAGAGACUUACACAGUUCUAUCAAACAUUAGUUAGCUUAUCGUCAGUUAUUGAUAAUUACGCGAUAAAUAUUUAUAAGUCUCAUGCUGUCUACACACUAGAAGUAAUUUUCGUAAAAAAUUGUCUCUUUUAAAAAAUUCUGACGUUUCUGCCUACAAGGAAUUGGGGAAAUUUUCUUUAAAAAGAUAUUUUUUUAAAAAUUUCUACUAGUGUGUAGAGGCCUAUAAGGUAAGAUAAAAGAAAAUCACAUUAUUCGAAGGCACGAACGUUCGAAGGGAGAGUACUAUCCCCUAUAUCUCUAGUUUCAAGACCGCCUUGGUAACCUUGAACAUUUCGAGAAUUUGAGAACUAGGGAUAGCCUUCGAAAUCGUCUAGAAAUCGGGGAAAUCUUGAAGAAACCUUAAGAACACAUGGAAAUGCGAGAUCCCUUGGUAACCUGGGGAUCUUUUAUGAAACUGGGGAACCUUCAUGAACACAGAGAAAUUCUCAAGAACUAAGUGUGUAAAUGGGUUACCUGCAAACAGAAAAGAAUGUAUCAAUAGAGAACCAAUAUCAUCCGGCUUGGAGUAUCCGCUGGAAUGUUAUCUUCGAUGAAUGUGUUCUUCGUAUCCUUAUCACUUGAAAUACACCUUUUACAUUCAAAUCACAAUUUAUUCUCUCUUAAUAGAAACUUGUCUUUUUCACUGCUUUUUACAUACUACUUUUUUAUGGCAAUUUUUAUUAUUAUUAAUUUUUUUAUUACUAUUUUUAUCACUAAACUGUAACACUAAAAGUAAAGUAAAUCCUAAGAAAUCCUUAGGAUCUUUACUAACGCUAACCAAUAUUUCUUACAUCUAAACAGUACUACAACACUCACUUCCCUAUUUUUUUAUUCCGUCUCUUUUUUUUAUCUCGACUGCGUAUUUAUUACAAUUACUGCACAUAAUUCUUAAUAUUAUUAAUAUUACACAAUUUUUACACAUUUUGUGUAAAAUGACGUAAAUUUUAGACAAAAUGUGUAACACAAAAAAUAAUAUUUAUGUAAAUUUUGAAAUCAGAGUAAAACUGAAAAUAAUUUUUUACAAUGCAGCAAAGGAUUUUAAUUUCUUAUGUAUAAUAGGUAAAUUUCGACCACGUUGUUAAUCUAAACCAUUUGAUACUGCUCAAUAAACGAUUUUUUUUCAA